UCUCCUAAUAUUACUUUCUUCUUCAGCAAUCCUCUCACCCUGUCUCCGUCUUUCUGAUACAAUCAGCCAUGUCUGGGGAUUCAGCCAGUGCAAUUCAAAGAAGCCAAGUGGAUUUAGUGGACUUUAUUGACUGGUCUGGGGUUGAAUGCCUCAACCAAAGCACUAGUCACUCUCUUCCCAAUGCUCUCAAACAGGGUUACAGAGAAGAUGAUGGAUUGAAUCUGGAGAGCGAUGCAGAUGAGCAGCUCUUGAUUUAUAUACCUUUCACUCAAGUUAUAAAGCUGCAUUCUCUUUUGGUCAAAGGACCUGAGGAAGAAGGUCCUAAAACAGUGAAAUUGUAUUCAAAUAAGGAGAACAUGGGCUUUGGCAAUGUCAAUGACUUUCCUCCAAGUGAUACAGCUGUUCUAUCCCCAGAUGAUAUCAAGGGGAAACCGAUAGUUCUGAAAUAUGUCAAGUUUCAAAAUGUUCGUAGCUUGACAAUUUUUAUUGAGGAUAAUCAUUCUGGCUCUGAUAUCACAAAAGUACAGAAGAUUGCUCUGUUUGGAACAACGGUGGAGACAACAGACAUGAAGGGCUUAAAGAAGAUUGAAGAUCAUUGACACUGAAAAGAGGAGAUGAUAGAAGUGGAUGCAUAGAUGCAUUUGGGUCGCUAGGAAGCAUGUUAAGGCUUCUCAUUCUUUUUCCUUUUGCAAAAUUUUUGAUUAAAUUUACAACAUAGAACUGCGUCAAGAAUGGGAGCUUCUAUGAUUAUCUGUGUGGACUUCUGGCAUACCCUUUAUCGGUGUGGUUGUGGCAAUUUGAUGGAUUCUUGCAUUUGAAGUUGCAUAAAAUUCUGCUGAAUUGUUUAGUUGAUAGGUUAUUUUGAUCUAGAAACUUGCUCUGCAAGCCAACUUGGUAAUGAACUGCAUGAAAUUGUGAUAAAAGUUUCUGACAAGCAUCGACUGUUUUGUUUU
Juglans regia (Persian walnut) is the source of this 953-nucleotide messenger RNA. RefSeq names its product PITH domain-containing protein At3g04780-like. The record is from RefSeq and is a predicted model, not a curated record. The transcript has 8 exons. NCBI's taxonomy places the organism in Eukaryota, Viridiplantae, Streptophyta, Magnoliopsida, Fagales, Juglandaceae. The coding region runs from base 69 to 599 and encodes 176 amino acids.